GUUUAGUAUGCGCUGCAAGACACACUUAGUCAGACACAAAGACACUUAAAAUGGUGAAACUCGAUUUGGAAAAGAUGUUGGAAACUUUGCUUUCAACGGUGAGAAGGAGGAAAAGUGAAGAGAGAAGGGAGAAAGGGGUUGAGAUUGUACCCAAAAAAGCUGAAGAUGUCCAAGAACUUGAAAGUUCUAACGGUCUAUUUACAGAAGGAGUUAUCAACUGGGUGUAUCGGAAAAUUAUGGAUUUGGCCGUGACUGUAUUAGAAAAACUGAUGGACUUUGUGGAGGCAGCUAUUUUAAGAGUAGUUAAUGCUGUGGAGUAUUUCUAUCAAGAUUUCAAAGUGCAGUGUGUCGCAUUGGGGGCUUUUGUGGAAUAUUUGACCAAUCGUUUGGGAUUCCAAAUCGAAAUGUAAUUUUGCCUGCGGUUCAAUAAAUUCCAGUCCAUGCCUUUGAAGCAAGAUUCGCACUAAA
Molecule: messenger RNA, 468 nt
Organism: Drosophila yakuba
Lineage: Eukaryota; Metazoa; Arthropoda; Insecta; Diptera; Drosophilidae
Exons: 3
Coding region: 51-410 (119 amino acids)
Source: RefSeq, a predicted model, not a curated record